AUGUUGAUAUCGGCGGGCAGUGGCCCCACGCCCGAGUUCUCCCCUAUCUCGUGCUGCGCCCCCUGGAAGAUGGAGCCAGCACCCCCAGCCCCUGCUGCCAUCACACAGUCGCUCAACAUAUCACCCAACGUACCUGUAUCUCCAUCAUCGUCUGGCGGCGGAGCUGGCGGUGGGUCUGGCACUCCUCUGUACCCUGGCGCGGCCUCCCACCCUCUCUCCUCCCUGCUGUCACAACAGAGGCUACUGGAGCUCUCCCGCUUCGGGCUCCGACACUACGACAUCGCGCACCAUGUGCUGUCACAGCAAGGUGCUGUAACCAAGUUGCUUGGCACUCUUCGACCACCGGGUUUGAUCGGAGGCAGUAAGCCUAAAGUAGCGACUCCUGCCGUGGUCUCCAAGAUAGAACAGUACAAAAGAGAAAACCCCACCAUCUUUGCCUGGGAGAUUCGGGAAAGACUUAUUUCUGAAGGAGUCUGUACAAACGCUACUGCCCCCAGCGUAUCAUCAAUUAACAGGAUACUAAGGAACAGGGCUGCGGAACGAGCUGCUGCAGAGUUUGCGAGGGCUGCAGGCUAUGGGCUCUAUGCCGCUCCCCCUCCUUAUGGGGCAUUUCCUUGGGGAGGUGGUGGAGGAGUCUGGCCUCCUGGCUCACUACCCUUACCUCCUGGAGUACCGGGUCCACCAUCAGGAGUACCACACCCUGAUGUUAAUCAAGGAUUCCUAUCUUCCGGACGAGGAUUAAUAGAUGUAGAUGGUGACGACUCUGGCUCAUUAGACGGAGAACAACCGAAGUUCAGAAGAAACCGCACGACAUUUAGCCAAGACCAACUUGAAGAACUAGAGAAGGAAUUUGAAAAAUCUCAUUAUCCUUGCGUCUCUACACGAGAAAGACUAGCGUCUAAAACAUCAUUAUCAGAAGCACGAGUUCAGGUUUGGUUUUCCAACAGACGAGCCAAGUGGAGACGCCAUCAGCGCAUGAAUCUCCUGAAGCGCGGUGGCGGCUCGCCCCCGCACCGCCUCCCCCACUCCCCCUCCCGCUCCCGCUCCCGUUCUCGCUCCCUCUCUCCCACGCGCGUCUCUUAUCACACCCCGCAAAUGGGCGGAGAAAAUAGCGCAUUCAAAUCACUUUCGCACCAAGACACCAACGCCCUGAAGGCUUUUGCGCAUCAACAAUUCGAUGCAAACGCACUGAAAGCACUUUCACAGCAGACAGCGUUUGAUGGAAGCGCUUUUAAACCACACCCUGCGUUAGAGAAUAGCGCAUUUAAAUCACUAGUACCACAUUCAGCAGCUGCAGCAUUGUUAGCGGCACAGUCGAUCCAGUUAGCUCGUGGAUACGAAUCUCAUUCGGACUCGGACGAGGAGAUCAACGUGCACGACGAGAGUGACAACGAGGAGCGCACGACGAGGAGGUCGCGCUCGCCGAGCCCGUGCCGGCAGCGACCCACCUCCAGCGACCUACCACUACAACUCACUAAACACGAUCGUUGA
Molecule: messenger RNA, 1491 nt
Organism: Spodoptera littoralis (African cotton leafworm)
Lineage: Eukaryota; Metazoa; Arthropoda; Insecta; Lepidoptera; Noctuidae
Source: the annotation of a GenBank genome assembly